AUAUCUUUCACUAUAUCUUAUAAAACUUAUAUAUCUUAUAAACUAAUUGCUGACUAUAUAUAUAUACACACACAUAAUAUAUAAAUAUAUAUCUAUAUAACAAUGGCGUUAUCAGAUGAACAGCACCAGCAAACUGGUGCACAAGAUAUCGCCAAAGAUAUCAAUGAGUCAGCGCAACAACAAAGCACUGGUAGUGUCGGCGCUCAUAGCAGGUCAUCGCCGGGAACGGCGGUCGGCGAACAUAUGUCGGAAGCACAGACCGGAGGAACGACAACUACUACGACAACUACGACAACGUCUUUACAUAUCAACGAUAAUAAUAAUAAUGAACCUCCGACUAGCCAGGAAUCAGAGCUGGCCGGUGGUGGCCAUCAUCAUCAACAACAACAACACCAUCACCAGCAGCAACAACAGCAACAGAGUCGACACGUCAUAAUCGAUGGUCACAUCAAUGUGAUUACCGAAGCGCCGCACACCCAUAUAGUAACGCACGACACAAAACAAUCGCCGCACACAUAUGGCCUCAAACGGGAAAUCCAUGAGCAACAGCAGCAGCACCGGGAACUCCACAGUCCGUCCAAUACUAUUAUCGAACAGCAGCACCACUCGGUACAGCACGGAUCGCCUGUUUUGAUACAGUCGGGUGGCCAACAUUUUUUGCACAACGACACCAAGCCGUCACUACUCGGUCAUCACUCGGCCGAUGCCGGUAAUGGACUCCAUGCCCACCUGUAUACCAAUGUCGGAUCGGCACAGUUUGCCAAUCAGGAUUCACCGUACAUGCAAUCAUUGUACAGAACGCACGGAACGAAUAAUGGCCAAUACGGUAGUACAUCGUCGGCAGCGGUGGCCGGUGUCGAUAGCGGUGGCAGCGAUCAUCAAAAUAACGGUUCGGUGCGGUCGUCGCCAUCGUGGACAGUGACAUCGAUGCCGCAAACAUCGGGCGGCGAUACAAUACAUUCAUUUGGCACCAAUCAUACAGGAUCACCCUUUUCAUCCCGAUUCCCAUUUCAGGGCGUUCAUUUGGGCCAAAGUCCGGGUUCAGCCCAUCAUCACUCCAAUCAAACUCCUAGUCCUCAACUUUGGACAACAGAUGGCUUGGCUGCUCAUACUAUGGCAUAUAAUUUAUCGGGUACACUCUCUCCGUCCUCUUUACAACAAUUGGCUGCCGUAAGUGACGCCAAUACCAGUGCCGGUCACUCAGAUCUGGGGACACUUGGCUCGCGCACCGGUGCCGGCGGCGGCGGCGGCGGCGGCUCUAAUACAACGACCCCGGGCUCAGUGGUUAAUGGAUUCAAUACCAAUCCAUUUGGCGGCUCUACUGCUGGCGCACACUAUCUGAGAACUGAUUGGCCAUCGCCUGCCUUAUAUGACGGUCACAACUCUGCUGGCAAUUAUGCGGUCACUGUUGCCGAUCAUCGGCAGCGUCUCAGUCCCGAUCGUAAUCCCAGUGCAAUGCAACUAUCGGCUUUGGGUUCAGAUUAUUUUGCUGGUGAGGCGCGUGAAUGUGUCAACUGUGGCGCUAUAUCGACACCGUUGUGGCGCAGGGAUGGCACCGGACACUACCUGUGCAAUGCUUGCGGAUUGUAUUCAAAGAUGAAUGGUAUGCAUCGGCCGCCUAUCCGUCCACACAAAAAGAUGCCAAAUAAUAGGAGGGCCGGACUUACCUGUUCUAAUUGUCACACCAGUACCACUACCCUAUGGCGGCGCAACAAUCAGGGCGAACCUGUUUGCAAUGCGUGCGGACUAUACUUCAAAUUGCAUGGCGUAAACAGACCGUUGGCGAUGAAGAAAGAAGGCAUUCAAACGCGUAAACGUAAGCCAAAGGCGGCGACACCGCAGGAGUCUCCUUCGUCCGCACUGUCCAUACAAAAACCACAACACCAACAACAACAACAGCAUCAACACCAACAACAACAACAACAACAUAAUAAGAAGGCUCAGCUGACAGGAUCUACCGGAGCCAUGUUAUACUCGGGCCAGUCAUCAUCAUCGGCAACGGUGUCAACACUGCAGCGCAGCGAUAGCGACCUGAGCGGCACCACCGCUGCACACGACUCGUCGCCGUCGUCGAGGCCGAUAUCGUCGCCAAUUACUCCGUCCAGUGCCGCACUGACCAGACAUCUACACGGAUUUGUCCCGUUAGACGGCUUCCAGUACAGUACUAACAGUCCGUUUAUCAAUAGUAGUACCGGUGCCAAUACUAUCAACUUGAGCCACGCAACUGCUACUCUGGCCGGACAUCAUGGCAACAACAAUAACAGUACUAUUGCACAGGUAUUGCACGGCGGACUAACUCAUACCAGUGUUAUACAUGAGCCCAAUGUUAGCAAACUGUUGGUACAUACGUCCGCUAUUGCCAACAAUGGACACCACCACCAUAUGACAGCAAAUGAUAGCCAAAAUAACGAUCACCACAACCACCUCCAACACCAACAACAACAACACCAUAACAGUGCCGCAAAUAAUGCCAAUUAAUUGCCAUAAAAAAUAAAUACCAGUGAUAUAC
Messenger RNA from Oppia nitens, 2509 nucleotides. Its product is annotated as box A-binding factor-like. Gene Ontology annotation, biological process: cell fate commitment; negative regulation of transcription by RNA polymerase II; positive regulation of transcription by RNA polymerase II. Gene Ontology annotation, molecular function: RNA polymerase II cis-regulatory region sequence-specific DNA binding; DNA-binding transcription factor activity, RNA polymerase II-specific; zinc ion binding. The coding region runs from base 103 to 2478 and encodes 791 amino acids. NCBI's taxonomy places the organism in Eukaryota, Metazoa, Arthropoda, Arachnida, Sarcoptiformes, Oppiidae. The record is from RefSeq and is a predicted model, not a curated record. The transcript has 6 exons.